Messenger RNA from Tachysurus fulvidraco (yellow catfish), 2712 nucleotides. It is a transcript of the gene asmt, whose product is annotated as acetylserotonin O-methyltransferase. The record is from RefSeq and is a predicted model, not a curated record. NCBI's taxonomy places the organism in Eukaryota, Metazoa, Chordata, Actinopteri, Siluriformes, Bagridae. Bases 858 to 1952 code for a protein of 364 amino acids. The transcript is spliced from 8 exons. Gene Ontology annotation, molecular function: O-methyltransferase activity.
CACACACACACACACACACACAGGGUCAGUGUGAGUUUGUUCUUUGUGUUUGCUGUUAAUUCAUGAAGGAUUUUCUUUAAGAUUCUGUUCUAAGCUCACAGUCAUGAUGAGUCCUGAGUCCUGCUUCACCUUCUGUUCCUCAGCUCCUCCUGCUGACUGACAGAAACUCCUCCAUCUAAUCAGCAGAGAGAUAAUCCUGCUCUUCUCGCCUGUAUAUCGGGACGCGUCCCAGAUCUUAACACUUCACAUGAUUAUAAACGGAUCCUUCACAGCCAGAUCCUCGUUUCUGGUGACUCUGAUUUUAAAGCAAUAAUGUAGACUUUAGUAUGAAGAGUUAAUUAUAAAUAUCUUCACCGUUGUGAUCAGCUUCAUCACCACGAUCAAGUCAAGAAGCUUUUAGUGUCAUUUCCACUAUAUAGCUGACGCAGUACAUUACAGUGAAAUGAAGACAUUUCUUCAGGACCAAACACUAAAUCCAUCACCUGGUCUUGGUUCCAAUCCACUCUGGGAUUUGUUCUUGGUUUGUAUGUGAGAUUCUGCUUCAGUGUAUCACUAAUCAUCAUCAUCAUCAUUACAUUACUUGUUUAUUAAAGUGCUGAUGACUGAAUCCGUCCCAAUCUGACCGGUGUGAACUGGUUUGCUGCACACUGACAUGCACACGUUCACCAGAGACCUGAAUAAUGUGAGGAUUCGACCCACAGCGUGUGUUUAAUGAGAAGUACUUCUGCUUGUUCAGCCUUUCAGAAGGUCCAAUAAGCUGAAGUAAUCUGAUUAUUCCCCCUGUUCACCUGUCUCUUAAACACACACACACACGUACACACACACAAGCCUGAGUGAACCAGGACACACACACACACAUGAACAUGGCUAUAGCUAAAGAAGACAUUUAUCCUCAGAAGAUUCUGGACUACAUGGAGGGUUUCAUGGUGUCGAAGACUCUGUUUGUGUCAUGUGAGUUAGGAGUGUUUGACCACCUGCACGCCUCGGACCACCCGCUGACCGCUGAGGAAGUGGCACAAGAAUUGGGAACAAAUAAAGAUGCAACAGAACGACUUUUAUCAGCUUGUGUUGGACUCGAACUCCUAAUCACACAGUCAGAUGAAAAAGGACAAGCUGUUUACAGUAACACAGAUAUGUCCACCAUGUUUCUGACGAAAUCGAGCCCCCGAUCUCUUCAUCACUCCAUCGAGUACUGCUCCAACACUAUUUACCUGUGCUGGCGUUACCUGAAGGACGCAGUCAGAGAGGGAAGGAAUCAGUAUGAGAAAGCGUUCGGUGUAAACUCCAAGGAUCUGUUUGAAGCCCUGUACAGGUCUGAGGAGGAAAUGGUGAAGUUUAUGCAGCUGAUGAACUCCAUCUGGAAUGUUUGUGGUCGAGAUGUGAUCAGUGCCUUCAACCUUUCUCAGUUCAGGAGCAUCUGUGAUCUCGGAGGCUGCAGUGGAGCUCUGGCGAAACAGUGUGUGUCGAUCUUCCCCACGUGUGAAGUCACCAUCUUUGAUUUGCCGAAAGUCAUACGAAUGUGUCGCAAACACUUCCUGUUUACGGAGCACGAGAGAAUAUUGUUCCAUGAAGGAGACUUUUUUAAGGAUAAUCUUCCUGAAGCUGAUCUUUACAUCCUGGCCAGGAUUCUGCACGACUGGACAGAUGAGCGGUGUGUAGAGCUGCUGAACAAAGUUUACCAAGCUUGCAGGCCAGGAGGCGGUGUGUUAGUGAUCGAGUCGCUCCUUUAUGAAGAUAAGAGCGGUCCUCUCUCCACUCAGCUGUACACACUGAACAUGCUGGUUCAGACUGAGGGUCGAGAGCGCCGAGCGUCUGAGUACACACACCUGCUCAAUGCUGCUGGCUUCACAGACACACAUGUUCACAUGACGGGGAAACUCUACCACAGCAUCCUCGCUCGCAAACAGACACCAGGGUCUACCAUCACAGACGAAAAGAUGGAUGUUAUUUGAGAGCUCUGUUUCUUUAAUAAGUAUUUAAACAGCUGUAACUUUUAUGUUGAAGUCCUUUUCAUAUACAUCUGUAUGGAGCUUUUAUUCUGUAACUCCAGCUGGGUCAUUAAUGUGGUCCCCACAAUAUGAUUUAUUUCUUGUUUUGUGGUGAUCAGGACUUAAUGUCCUCAUGAUCGCUGCAUGGACCCCAUAGUUAAUAUGUAAUGGAUUAUUAAAGCUUUAAGCCUUUAUUCUCAUAAACACUGUCAGUUUAUUGUGUGUUCUGUUGUACAUUUAUUACACAAUGGUGUUUUGUGUGAAUGUAUAGUUGUGUGCUGUGAGAGCUUGUGGACGCUCUGUUUCCUCUUUCAGCUCUAUUAACGCUCUGUAUCUAAAAGCAGCUCCUACAAUUAACCUGUGGUGACUUUAACUGUGCUCUCAGGACCAGAGGCCUGCUGGGUAACUGCAGUGUUGUGUGUGUGUGUGUGUGUGUGUGUGUGUGUGUGUGUGUACACUCAGUGUAUUGUCUACUGUACACAUCAGUCAGUAGGAAGAAUGAGGACAGCUGAACAAACCACCACUGUUACCAUGGUAACAUGAUUCAUAUAAGGGUUACACACCCAACACGAUCCCAGUUUGUUGACGUCUCAUUAAAGUCCCUGAUAUAAAUAGGAGUGAGACCAGAUGAGCCGGUAUGAUGUGUUAAACACCGGUAUGUCAAGAAGUUUGUUGUGAAACUUCAUUCCAUUUGUUGUGUCAGGAAACAUUUAGUCAGACUUUA